Adineta steineri is the source of this 1479-nucleotide messenger RNA. Lineage: Eukaryota; Metazoa; Rotifera; Eurotatoria; Adinetida; Adinetidae. The record is from the annotation of a GenBank genome assembly.
AUGUUAUCUGUUGUUUCGGCCCAUUCAACACCUGGUCUAACUGAUAUUUGUUACACAAAAGACGGAAAUCAUUUUAUAACAUGUGGUCAAGAUGGCGAUAUUCAUGUUUUUGAAACAAAAACAGAUCAAGUCGAACAUAUAAGAUGUGCUGAUCAAUGUCAUUGCUUAGCUGUACAUAAAUAUCAUUUAUUUGUUGGCACAAAUAGAAAUGAACUUGAAGUUCGAUCAUUUCCUCAUGGUGAUUCAUUACCAAGUCUUGUUCAUUUUACUCAACCAGUUUCAGCACUUUGUUUAUCAAAUUCAUCUCUAUUUAUUGGAACAAGAGAUUUUAAAGUUGUCAUGAUGAAUUUAAAUGAUGAUUCAAAUAAAAUGAAAUAUUUUGAUGGACAUCAAGCACCAAUACUUGCAUUAAAUGUUUAUGAAGAUAAACGAUGGCUGGCAACAUCAUGUUGUGAUGGUUCAGUUCGUGUAUUUAAUAUUGAUAAACAAACAUUAGUUAAACAAUUUAAUGUGAUUACAAAAUCAAAUGAUAUUGAAACUGCUUCAUCAUUAGUGAAAAUCGAUUGGGAUAAAACUGAUCAUGCUGAAAAAAAUAAUCUAGGAAGUUAUUGGUUAUUAGGAAUAAAUGAUUUUAAUGGUAAAUUUCAAUUACGUGUUAUUGAACUUCGUGGUCAAUCAUUUCCUGACCUUGUUCCAUGGCCACUUGUUUCAAUUAUUUCUCUUCCAUUAGCUUUGUAUCAAAUUGAUACUGAAAAGAGUCAACUUGAGAGUGAUUAUCUCAAAAUAAAAUUAUUUAAUAAUUCAACAGAUGAUGAAGAAUUUUCAAAUAAUGAACGACAAUGUUUAAUUAAAAUGUUUGCUUCAUCAUGUAAAUCGAAUCGUGAAUAUCGCGCAUUUGAGAUUUGUCAAUUAAUGGAUUCUAUUGCACUUCAAUUAGCUGUUAGAUAUGCCACUAAAUCUGGAAAAAUAUCAUUAGCACAAAAAAUAACGGAUGAAUUAAUUGAACAAAAAAAAGAUCAAGAACAAGAAGAAAAACUGAUUCAAAGAUCUUCAUCUCCACCUCCUGCUCGUCCUCCUACUUCAAUUCCUUCUUCUAAAUCAUCAUCAUCAUCUAUUUCAAUUGUUUCAUCAGCAUUCGAAGAAAUAAAACAAACACGUCCUAAAGUAACAACACCAACUGGUCCAUUUAGUAAUCCAUUUCGAAAGAAAGUUAUAACAAUUCCUGAAAAUGAAACAUCGACAACAGAUGAACUAAGUAAAUGGAAACCUUCAGUUAACAAGUCACGUCUUCCAGCAUCGAACAAAAUAACAACAAUAACAACAGCAACCAUACAAUCUGAUAUAAAUGUUGAAACAAUAACUGAAAAUGAAGAUAAUUCAUUAAAUGCAAAAAGAAAAAUAGAUGAAAGUGAAAAUAAUGAUGAAGAAAUUGGAAAAAAUAAACGAAAUAAAUUGCAACAAUUUGCUUGUAAUCGUUAA